GUGAGUUUGGAGCGGGUUCUGUGAAAUGUGGAGGCAGGAUGGUGGCUGGAUAACCAGCAGCACGGCAGCGCGCACAGCAGAUCUGCAGCUGAAGCCCAGUCAAGCCGGCGGGACAGCCACACCUCAUGCGUGGCCUCGGCGAGGGUCCGAGCCGAUACGGGUCUGACAACCAUGGGUGUGCUCCAGCUCCACAACCCCAGCCACUCCGGCACGCUGCUGCAGCGGGCCAAUCAGAUGCGGCUGAGCGGCACGCUGUGCGACGUCAUCAUCACGGUGGACGGCCAGGAGUUCCCGGCGCACCGCACCGUCCUGGCCUGCACCAGCAAGAUGUUUGAGAUCCUGUUCCACCGCAGCAGCCUGCGCUACGCCCUGGACUUCCUGUCCCCCAAGACCUUCCAGCAGAUCCUGGAGUACGCCUACACGGCGUCGCUGCAGGCCACCGCCGAGGACCUGGACGACCUGCUGUACGCCGCCGAGAUCCUGGAGAUCGAGUACCUGGAGGAGCAGUGCCUGAAGGUGCUGGAGACCAUCCAGGCGGAGGAGAACGAGGACGUGGCGGUGAGGAACCACGGCGCCGGAGACCACAGCGAGCACAGCCGCGCCCGGCACUGGAGGCACAUGCUGAUGUCCAAGAAGCAUUCCAUCCAGGACGGCCCCGCCCGCACCACGCCCAGCGCCCUGCACCACCUGGCGCUCUACCACAUGGCCGACAGGAGCUCCCCCGGCCCGGGGCCCGACGCGGCGCCCGGGUCCAGCCCCCGGCCGGACGGCGAGCUGGACGCCGAGGGCUCCCGGCAGCUGCAGGCCCGGGGCGCGGCGCUGGCCCAGGACUCCGCCCUGGACCCCGCCAGAAACAUCAAAUGCGAGCGCAUGCAGGUGGACGACGCCAACGGGUACGAGGGCAGGGCGUCCAGCGCCGGGGAGGGCAGCUGCGUGUCCGACCAGCCCCGAGACGAGGGUCCGGGGACGCCCCUGAGGGGCAGCGUGAUCACCAGCGCCCGAGAGCUGCAGACCAGCCCCGAGGACGGGGGACACAUGGCGGCCGGCGCCCUGGACUGCUUCCCCGGCAUCGCCGACAAACACCUGGCGUCCAUCUACUCCGUGGCCCCCAGCCACGCGGGGGAGGGCCUGCCCGUGCCCGUGUCCGUGGCGCCGUCGCUGGGCGUGCAGCUGGACCCCCGGGCGUACGGCGGCCUGCUGCACCAGGGCCUGCUGCACCGCGAGCUCCUGAGCCGGCUGGGCCAGUUCGCGGCGGGGAUGCGGCACGAGGGCCAGGCGCCGGGCCAGCAGUGCUGCGGCGAGUGCGGGCUGCAGCUGCACAGCCGGCAGGCCGCCGAGCAGCACAGGAGGCUGCACAACGAGGAGAAGGGCAACGGCUGCGAAUACUGUGGCAAACAUUUCCAGGACAGCAUGCGGCUGAGGAUGCACAUGCUGUCUCACACAGCUCCUGCCGAGGCGCUGGUGUGUGAUCAGUGCGGAGCCACGUUCUCCUCAGAGGACGCUCUGGAAGCCCACCGGCAAACACACACAGGGACCGACAUGGCGGUGUUCUGUCUGCUGUGUGCGAAGCGCUUCCAGACCCAGAAGGCCCUGCAGCAGCACAUGGAGGUCCACGCGGGCAUGCACAGCUACAUCUGCAGCCACUGCGAGCGCCCCUUCCCCAGCCACACCACUCUCAAAAGACACUUGCGCUCGCACACGGGCGAUCACCCGUUCGAGUGCGAGUUCUGCGGGAGCUGCUUCAGAGACGACGGCACGCUGAGGGGGCACAAGCGCAUCCACACGGGGGAGAAGCCUUACGAGUGCAACGGCUGCGGCAAGAGGUUCAGCCUCAAGCACCAGCUGGAGACGCAUUACCGCGUUCACACAGGUGAGAAGCCAUUUGAGUGUAAGCUGUGUCACCAGCGGUCCAGAGACUACUCGGCCAUGAUCAAGCACCUGCGCACUCACAACGGAGCGUCUCCGUACCAGUGCACCAUCUGCCAGGACUUCUGCCCCAGCCUGGCCGCCAUGCAGAAGCACAUGAAGGGCCACAAGCCCGAGGACGUGCCGGCCGACUGGAGGAUAGAAAAGACUUACCUGUACGUCUGCUACGUCUGAGCGGGACUUGGACCGCCGCGCGCCGUCGCCCGACGCAAACACGCACACGCAAACUACUAUCAAACUAGAAGCUGGUAGCUCCCGCGUCGCUGGUUUUUAAUGCUGCUGGGGUUCCAUGAUCCUGUGAAGGUCUGAGGAAAAAAAUAAAAAACUCUUUUAUGAUGAACUGAGGAGUGUAUUGUGGAAAGCUGUUAUUCUGGGAGAAACCAGAGGUUUUUAUGAGACAACCGAGAUGUGCAAGUGUGAAUAUCAAUGUGUGUUCGCAUCUGGGCUGCAACUGAUGAGUAAACUCAUUACUUUUACACUGUAUAAUGUCAGAAGGAGAUAAACGCAGGCCGAUCCAAAGAGAUUCCGUUUGAAAAAGUCUGUUAGAAAACAGCAGAAAUGUAGGAUUUUUUUUUUUUUCCCCCCUGAAAAUAACAAAAAUUAAAAAUUCUGGACGGGUUCCUAAUGACUGUUUAAACCUGGUGCACACAGAGACACACACACACACACACACACACACACUCUUUGCACACAGUUUUGAUAAUAGCGGUAAUUCUAAUGAAUCCACUGUGGCUGGAACGGAUGCCGCCGCUGACCCGUGUGUGUGUCGCGGGAGCGUUCUGACCGAACCACCAGGCUGCCCGAGUCGUCUUCUAUGAUUGUGCGGUAGAUGUCGAAAAUAAUUCCACGAAGGCUCGAUUUGGAUGAACUUUUGCAACGUUUUCUCCUCUAAUUUCCCUCGACUUCUCUGGUUUGUUUUUCCCCUGCCGUUGGAUUUUUGUUUGGGAGUUGUUUAUUUUCUGCAUGUUUUACUUGAACGGCUGCCACGUUUUGACCUCAUGAGCUUGAUCUCUUUAAUUGCCUUGUCUUUCUUGCGGUGGGUGUUAUUUGUUUCCAGGUAGCAGGCUCACAAUUUGAGUUCCUCCUCUAAUGUUUUUUCUUUCUUUUUUUUGCUAUUUAUAUGUUGUUUAUUUGUUACCAAAUAUGUGCUGGUUUUCAUCACGCGUCCCGUCCGCGUCUCUUGGGAUGAUUUCUAGUAGAGCGAGCUCUACCUCUCCUCACUUCUCACCGUUUGUUUUCGAUCCGCUGCAGCAGUUAUUCAUCCAUCAAUAGUUUUAAUUUUCUAACCAAACAGCAGAUCAUUUCUGUGGUCGAACAGUGUGUAAAAAAAAAUAAUAAAAAAAAAGCGCCGAGCCUCCACGCGGCUUUUAUGUGUAGUUUUCUAUCAUCAGCUAUAUAUAGAUGUCUUCUAAAAAUCACAGAAUCUGAAUUUUCUAGGAGAAAAUUAAAGAAAACGUGGAAAAAGUUGUUGUUUUUUUUAAUAAAACAUGAAAAGAAAAUAGUGACAUUGAAUUACUAUGAGCAGGUUAUUGUCCGUCGUAGUGUAGCUGUAACGUACAAACUGUCCUGGUCUGUUAUUCCCUUAUGUGAGCCUAACACGGGCCUUAUAGAUUUAAACAUGUUGUAUUUUUGUAUUACGGUAAUUUGCUAUCUGUUUACAUUUGGUAUGAUUUGAGAAACAUCUUAAUGUGUGUGUUUUAUAAGUCUCCGAAUUGAUUAAAAUCCCUCCCUUGUGCCUCUUUUAUAAGUAGAGCAUCGAUGUGCUUGAGUACAUGGGUCUGUGCUAUUGGUAGUUGUUUCUGGGUGUUUGUUUCUUGUUACUUAAUUAAAGAUAGACUGCCAUGUAGAUCCACUUUGUCUGAACAUUGCAACUGGAAGCAACAUACUGUGAUAGUGGCUGAUACUCUGAUGCAAGUUCCAAGCAAUUUUUGAUGUAAAAAGUACACGCUUGUCUCAAAUUGUUCCCUUCAAAGUGACAAUGGACUGAGAUCUCUGGAUGAAAAAAAAAAAAAUCAUGUGUAAAGCAAAUCUUGGCGUCUGCGGGCAUUACCGAUGCCUUCUUAAGUAGCCAACAACACUCAGUGCCAUGAAAACACACAUUCACUGUAUCUAUUCUACAUGAACAUGCACUAUAAAUGGAUUUUCCUCGGUGGACCAAAAGAAAUAGAGCACUUUUGUUUGAAAAGGGGUUUUUUUCUUUGAUCUUUCUAUGUUGUGAUAAUGCAGCUGUCUUUUAUUUGAUGUGUCCUAGAAGGAUGUGAUUAGCAUUGUUUAGAAUAUGUCAAUGUCUGUCUACCUCAGGGCCAGAUCAAAGCUCGACCUGGUAUCCAAUCAGGGUUGUUCUUCUUGCCAUGUGUGCAGUAAAAUCCCUCUUCAUUACAGCUUUGUAACACAGUGUGUGAAAGUGUUUUCUCAGUGUGGAUUCAGGCACAACUCUGUAUGCGUCAGUGUUCAGUGGCAUGGUU
This is a messenger RNA of Salarias fasciatus (jewelled blenny), 4391 nucleotides long. RefSeq names its product zinc finger and BTB domain containing 16b (gene zbtb16b). NCBI's taxonomy places the organism in Eukaryota, Metazoa, Chordata, Actinopteri, Blenniiformes, Blenniidae. The record is from RefSeq and is a predicted model, not a curated record. Bases 172 to 2100 code for a protein of 642 amino acids. The transcript has 7 exons. Gene Ontology annotation, cellular component: nucleus. Gene Ontology annotation, molecular function: DNA-binding transcription factor activity, RNA polymerase II-specific; protein binding. Gene Ontology annotation, biological process: regulation of transcription by RNA polymerase II.